Astyanax mexicanus (Mexican tetra) is the source of this 580-nucleotide messenger RNA. It is a transcript of the gene rps13, whose product is annotated as ribosomal protein S13. Gene Ontology annotation, cellular component: cytosolic small ribosomal subunit; ribosome; nucleolus. Gene Ontology annotation, molecular function: structural constituent of ribosome; small ribosomal subunit rRNA binding. Gene Ontology annotation, biological process: translation. NCBI's taxonomy places the organism in Eukaryota, Metazoa, Chordata, Actinopteri, Characiformes, Acestrorhamphidae. Bases 85 to 540 code for a protein of 151 amino acids. The transcript is spliced from 6 exons. The record is from RefSeq and is a predicted model, not a curated record.
UUCGCGUCACUUCCGGUGAGAGCGCUACCUCUGUGGGGCCUCGUGUUUCCGCUCUCUCUCUCGCGCCGCUCCGUGAACGCCAUCAUGGGUCGUAUGCACGCUCCCGGUAAGGGCUUGGCCCAGUCUGCACUUCCAUACAGACGCAGUGUCCCCACAUGGCUGAAACUGACAUCAGAUGAUGUUAAAGAGCAGAUCUUCAAACUGGCCAAGAAGGGUCUGACCCCCUCUCAGAUUGGUGUGAUCUUGAGGGAUUCCCACGGUGUUGCCCAGGUGCGUUUUGUCGCUGGCAACAAGAUCCUCAGGAUCCUGAAGUCCAAAGGCCUGGCCCCCGAUCUGCCUGAGGAUCUGUACCACCUGAUCAAGAAGGCUGUUGCCACCAGAAAGCACUUGGAGAGGAACAGGAAGGACAAGGAUGCCAAAUUCCGUCUGAUUCUGGUGGAGAGCAGGAUCCACAGGCUUGCCCGUUACUACAAGUCCAGGAGGGUUCUGGCCCCCAACUGGAAGUACGAAUCCUCCACAGCCUCUGCACUGGUGGCAUAAAUGUAACAGUUUUGGACAAAAUAAACGUUUCGAUGAGUAA